This is a messenger RNA of Penicillium olsonii, 3960 nucleotides long. The record is from the annotation of a GenBank genome assembly. NCBI's taxonomy places the organism in Eukaryota, Fungi, Ascomycota, Eurotiomycetes, Eurotiales, Aspergillaceae.
AUGGAUCCAGUAUCACCCUGGAUCGCAGCUUUGGCCGAACGAUCCCUUUCUUUCUAUCUCGGUCGCCAUGAUGAUGGGAUUAAAGUGGAGGAUUGUGGGAGUAGCCUCACCUUCAGCUUCGGGGAUACUCCGCAUAAGACUGCGACUGUUGUGACAUGGGGCCAAGGAGACUCAAGUCGUCGCGCUACCCUCACAGACUCUCAGAACCAAAUAGACGUCGUUGUCUCGCCCGAUUCACCUAAUUUGUCUGGGGCAGCCUCACCCUGCCCGCCAACAACUAAAGGAGGUCCAAGGCAUCUUGUGGAGCUUCCCGAACUCAAGCUUGUCUUCAUCUACUCAGCAUCUACGCCGGAGCUUGAACUUCGCAUCAGUCGAUUCCAUAUUCGUCAAAAUGCGGUCCCCAAGGCAGACACCCCUAAGCCAAAGCUCAGGAAGGUAUCAAAACUCAAACCCCUGAUCGCUCAGGUGUAUCGAAAGGCCCAGAACAACCGAGGUGAUCUACAAUCGCAUGGCCGAAACAACACUGCUCUUGGUAGAACAACGCUUCCCCCAGAAGAGCCCUCCGGCGUGUCGAAACAGUCGCAAAAAGACUCAGGGUCCCAGGGCUUCCACUCACAGGCGGCUCCUCAUGAUCUCCAUAGUGUGCACAAAAGUAAUUUCAACACUGGCCGUGUUUCACUUGGUGACUCCAAAGAACUUUUGGCCUAUUACGCAAAUCCUCAGCAUCAGAAUACCUCUAUCGCAAACAAAGCAUCCCCCGGAGGGGGCGACCGCCAGCAGGCACCACUGAAUAAUGACACGGAGUUUGCUGUACCAAAAAAGCCUGAUAUCCGAAGCCCUCGAGAGCGAAGUGCUACCACGUCACGCUCAGAACAAGGCCCGGAAUUGCCUAGCAACAAUGCGGAGGCAGAACGUGCGGCUGAAAACAAUGCUGAAUCAGCCAGCACUAACAUCCACGUCACAAAAUCUACUGAGGUCUUGGCUGAAGGUCAUACGAGUCACGCUCAACAGACAGUAAGCAGCAGAGUCGACAUUGGUCCAAACCAGACGAUUGAGACAAGUGAUACGCGGCAGCCCUCGAAAAAGAGACACCGUGAAAGCAUUGGUGAACAGCCAAAUUCCACUCAGAAUAAAGUUUUGGGUGCCGCAGACCUUCGAAAUCCGGAGGAUGCAUCCCCUUUAAGCAAGCGACAGCGUACUAAUGGCGAGGAAGCUAUGCGAGCAGACUCAACUAGAGUUGAAAACUUAUCAACCGAGCGGAUGUCUCCAGUCCCUAGUGUACAGGGCAUCUCCAAAAAGCCAGAUCGAGCCAACAUGCCCAUGAUCAAUCACUGGGAGGGAAUGACAAAGAUACCCGCAAGUGAAAUUGAAAUCCCCAAAGAUCAGGCGGAGCUUCUAGAGGAACUGAAAUGGCUUCCGCGAGAACCUGGUGUAUAUGCACCCUUAUGCCAUGUGCCACCCCGUCUUUUAUCCCAAUGGAAUGACAUUGCGCAACAAAGAAACCGCAGGUCGAAACAGCCAGAGAAAAGUCCCGAACCAACUCCUACCACACAUCCUCAGGGUACUAAUCCAUCAACUGUUGAUUAUUCAUCAGAGAGCGAGAAACUGUCCUGGGACGAAAGCAGUCGGGAGGGCUCACCUCAAAAUGCACUUCCUGAAGAUACGCCCCCUCGUCAUACAGUCCAGGUCUUUCCAGAUACGCAAGACAGUAUCAGCCAGUCCAAGAAAGAUGACGAUAGGGAUAUGGAUAGCCGAGCUCAGACUCGCUCACCAAGCAUGCGUCCAAAAGCCGUCGAUCCUGAUACCACUUCCGCCACGGCAGCGAAAGAGCCUUCUAGGUCCCCUGAGAAGCUGUCAGUGGGGCCGAGCAGAGAUCAAAACUCGGGGCGUGCUGCCGGCAAUGCCCCAUCAUUCAAUCCGAAGAUUCCAGCGUCUCCAGACAUCAGGAUUGGUGAUCAGCCUUCAACUCCCAUCAAACACUCCCCUCGUCGACAAUCAAACUCGGCCAAAAAGACAGCGGCGUCUGGUCCCCAAGACAAGGAAAUGCCUGACGAUAGCGACGAUAGCGAUGAUAGCGCCGAUGAGAUGGAAGCAUCGGUUCCUUUUGCUUUGGGUCAAAGUGUCCCAUUGAGCAGUCAGCCACACAGCUCUGGGUCAUCACUGGUCGUAGAUGAGAGGAACAACAUCCAAGUGGUAGAAACGCCUGUCAUCAAUACCACACGCAGAAACAAGCCAAAGCCUAGUCCCGAGGCUUCCAGCUCGCAGCAAAUACCUUCAGAGGAUCCAAGGACCUUGUCAUCAUCGCGGGUCCGCAACACCUACUGUUCUCAAGAAAGCCAGAGACAAAAUGCUGCGUCUCAUGGGGCAAUUGACCCAUCACAGUCGGAAAAGGACAACAAGUCGCCACUUGUAAACAGGCUCGGGUUUGGAACCCAAACUAGCAGCUUACUUGCACCAUCGCAGGCCAGUCCUCAGUCGUCCGCCGAGGUUGUGCCUGACUCAUCAAAGCUCACUAGACGUCAGCGAGGCUCAUCCAUCUUCCAUUUGGAGUCGGACGACACGUCAUCUGUUCAUUUCGCUAGCUCCCAUCCGCCGGCGAUAUCUCAUUCAGGCGAGAUAGGUCAAGAUUACACGAAGUCUCAAUCCGGUCCUGACCAAGCCCCAAAGGUUUCUGAGUCACCUUCUCAGCCUUCUCGGGUCCCACCUCCCGGUGACAAUAAUCAUGGCGAUGAGGAGACCCGAGUCCCAAAUGUUGAGUUAGUGACACGGCGUCAAAGCUACCUCGGCCAAGCAGACAAUUCCGCUGAAGCACAGCUGAUCUAUACGAAUUUCUGCAACGCCUAUCCAUCGUAUUCCGGCCAGUUUUCCCACUUUACUAAUAUGUGCUCAAAACUGCACGCGACCCGAGCGAAGGGCUCUUUGAAAAGGUCUUUCCUGUGGGACGACUUCAUCAUACUGAAUCUGGAGGAAUAUCCCAAUUAUCUGGAAAAAAACGCCUCUCAGGGUUCCGAAGCAAUGGAAUAUGAAGAGUUCUUCUGCUCGAAUUUCUCGCGCCCACAACACAAGAAGCGAAAUCUCACUGCUAGAGGCAUCGAGGUGGCCGCUUCUCAAUCAGUUGCCGCUGCCAGUCAAGAGAGCCAGUCAGCCUCUUCCCAGGCGAAAAGCGAGGCGGGAACCAACCAGGAUCAGCCAAUUCAGGGCGAAAACGUGAACCCUUCCUUCACAGCAAGCCUUGUGAACAAGUUUUCAGAGUUGCAUGCCCGAUCAUUUGGUCAGGAUCUUGGCCCUAGUGCUGGCCCUCCGCCCAUCCCUGCCGCUACACAGGCCUCGCCCAAGCUCUCUGAUGACACUUCUGAAGACACUUCUGACGGAUCCUCUGACGAUACCGUUUCCUAUGACGGCACCGACUCAGACGGGACUCCUUCCAUCAAAGAAGAAGAAGUAGAAGACGAUGUUUCUAUCGCGCCAGCGGGAGAAAGAGAAAUGACUGAUUCAACAGAAUCUAGCACGCAUUCAGCCUCCUUGCAACCUGACCACAAAAUUGGUGAAACGGUGCCAAAAGAUGAAGACGAUUUCGAUGAUACACCGGAGCCAAACGACACUCAUCACGAAACUGCCAGUAUUGAACUUGGCGAUGAUUACAUCGACCGUCAGCCUCCUGUUUCCCCCAGCAUAACCCCUGUUGCGGCACAUGAUACCGAUCCUGACCAUGAGCCGCAACCAGAGCAAGAGCGUAGCACCUGGUUCAGCUCUCUCAAAAAUCUUAUACCACCAAGGAACAUGGUGUCGACCAAUCCGCGUUGGUCUGACGAUCCCAACACGCCAUUCAAGCGCUGGGCUUACCAAGAUCAAAAUCUUCUCGUGGAAAUCAAUCGUCGCGGUGGCACCAGGGUCGAGGUUGACGAAAGAGGAGUUAUCCUUCGACCCACCUAUAAUCGAGAGCCGAAAGGUCCCCGGUGA